AUGUUGGUGAAGGUUAUCAUCUUUGGGAUGAUCUUUCUUCUCAUGUCAGGCGUUAGAUGUGAGCCAGCAGAGGUGUUUGUUGAGGCCGGAUCUCAGGCUGUUCUACCCUGUAGAUGUGGCACGGCAAACUGCGAUCCUGUUACCAUCACAUGGACUAAAGACAAGAAAGGUACUGUUUGGAGAAAGCAAAGCAGCGGUCUGCAGUACUGGGGCUCCAGCUGGAUUGAGAAGGGGAUCCAACGUGUGCGAUGCCCUCACACCGCCUUCACUCGAGGGGACUACAGCCUCCAGAUCAACCAGGUGAAGGAGGAAGAUGGAGGACUUUACUUUUGUAGAGUGCAAAUUACUGACGGCAUCACCGAACAUCACUCUGUCAUGCUCCGGAUCAUUCAGGUGUCCAUCUCACCAUCGGCACCAAUAUGGGGGGACUCUGUGUCAGUCACUUGUAGUGUGAAACCUUGGCCUGAAGGAGCGUAUGUGAAGUGGAUGUUGAACGGCAGUCCGUUUUUGCCUGAAACAGGAUCCAUCACAGAAAACCGCAAGAGUGUCGUGGAAGAAAAGGCGACCGAUAAGCUUACAGGAAACUGGACCUGUGUCCUUAACGCCAAGAGAGAGUGGCGAGUGGCGACAACGCUGUCUGUGCAAGGAAUCAGCCAGCCAAUCAAGAGUGAUACUAAAUUUUAUGCUGCGGUGGGGUCUGCAGUUACUCUCCCCUGUGUGUUCUCUCCUCGAUUAAACCCUACAGAGACGGUUUUAGAAAAGACGGACGCUCGGAAACAUCUUGAUCUCAGCAACAAGUCCGUUUAUCCGACGUCCUCGGAUAAGUCCUUUACAAUCCAGGAAGUUACUCUCGGGGAUCAGGGCAAGUACAGAUGUGCGGGAACCGUUAAGGGGCAACGUCUGACGCGAACAAUGCAGCUUGUCGUUGCUCAAAUUGUCCAGUUAAAAAAGAAGAGCUCUGUGACGCUGACCUGCCAGCUGAGUGACGCGAGCGAAGUCGCAGAGUACGACUGGGUCCGUGUGACCUUUGACCUCAACAGCAGCAGGUCAGAGGGGCCCAUCGUGAAGGGACAGAGCAUUUCCUUAAACGAGGACUGGGGUGAAUGGACGUGUCGUUACUAUGGCAAAGAGGGCGUUUUGGGGAGUGUAACAACCCAGGUUCACAUAAUGAGCGGACAAAGUGGACAAAUAUCAGGUGUCUCAGGGAGCACAGGCACCGUGGUCGGACUGAGUUUUCUCCUCAUCAUCCUGCUGCUCAUCCUCGCUCAGAUGUACAAAAAUCACCAGAGGAGGAAAAGAAUCUUGCAGUAUCCUGCGCUGGAGACUAUUGUUCACACCGUCUCCAACGAGCGAGACGAGAAAGAAAGGAACCGAGUGAAGAAGUGA
Nematolebias whitei (Rio pearlfish) is the source of this 1386-nucleotide messenger RNA. RefSeq names its product lymphocyte activation gene 3 protein-like. Lineage: Eukaryota; Metazoa; Chordata; Actinopteri; Cyprinodontiformes; Rivulidae. Gene Ontology annotation, biological process: positive regulation of ERK1 and ERK2 cascade; T cell activation; interleukin-15-mediated signaling pathway. The record is from RefSeq and is a predicted model, not a curated record. The transcript has 8 exons. Gene Ontology annotation, cellular component: membrane raft; external side of plasma membrane. Gene Ontology annotation, molecular function: protein tyrosine kinase binding; MHC class II protein binding. Bases 1 to 1386 code for a protein of 461 amino acids.